Molecule: messenger RNA, 2468 nt
Organism: Schizophyllum commune H4-8
Lineage: Eukaryota; Fungi; Basidiomycota; Agaricomycetes; Agaricales; Schizophyllaceae
Exons: 11
Coding region: 1-2307 (768 amino acids)
Molecular function (GO): protein binding
Source: RefSeq, a predicted model, not a curated record
AUGCUUUUUGGAGAAGGCCUGUACGUCUGCCGCCUUGAUCGGCCGCUCAAGCAGUUGCUUGUUGACGACCCGCUGAACAUCCGGCAUUGCCGCAACGUCCCCAAAGCGAGGGAGGAUCGCCUCCUCACGAAGGCCUGCCACUUCUGCAUGAACCCGAACCGCGCGCGUAGGGACGCAUCCAUCUCCCUCUCUAGGCGCUAUGCUUUUGCCUAUCUGCAAGAAGCGGUCGACGGCGUUCUCGAUUUUGAGCCGGGCGUCUUCGGCGAGGUCGAUUAUGGUGGCCCGAAGCGCGCCCCAUAUACCAUAUCCAGCGGAACUUCCUUGAAGACGGAUACUCGCGGUCUUCUCCGGCGCUACUUCACUUCGCAGGAGCUUGCGGAGGUUACUGCUGCUUCUACCACUGGCACGAGGCUCGACGACACGAACAAGCGCCAGACGAAGAUGCGACUCUCCACGUUCGAGCGGCUUCCAUUGGAUGUGCUAUAUGAGAUAUUCUACCUCUGCCAUCCCCAUGCGCUGCUGCAGCUCUCGCGCGUGUCAGAGGGCUUCAGACGAACGAUACUGGACCCUAAGUCUGCAAGGAUCUGGCGAACGACCCUUUCAAACAUCGACAAACUACCUUUCAAACCUCCCAACGUGAGCCUGCCUCGCUUCGUGCAUAUCCUGUUCGAUGAUUUCUGCUUUUAUUGCGCGCGGAGACCAGCCACACACUUCGCUUGGAUGGCGCUUCAGAAGAUGUGCGAGACGUGUCUGCCAGUACAAUUUCCCAACGGAGAUGACCUGGAUGAACGAUGCGACCUGGUCAAGGACAAGUUCGUAUGGCUUAAAUCGAUCAUCCCUUCCAUGCCUUCCAAUACGAGUGUCAUCUGCGGGAAUCGGUACUCUCUCGAUAUGCUCAAGAGAUGCAAUGCAGCGUACACAAUGCUCAAGCCCAGGGAUGAAGUUUGCAACCAGUUUCUUUUUGAGAGGCAAUGCCGUAUGAAGGAAAAGAAUGAGGAACGGUAUCCCAUCAAGAAGUGGCUGGAAGCUCAAGCCGCUAGUCGUGCUGCAGCGCGAGCCGAAGAACUCGAGGAGAUCCAUCAUCAGCGGAGUCUAUUCAUCAAUCAUAAGAUGUUAUCCAGUAACUGGGGCUCCACGCUCGCCAUGUCGCCGGACAGCCUCAAGAUUCUCGAGCGACGAUGGAUUCAACAGGAUACCGAACUCACGGAAUACGGUUGGGACAAUAUCAAAGACGACGUCAAACGCUUCAUGCAAGAGAGCACAACAAGAUCCCCUCUACAAGAGGAAGAUCGCGCCCUGCGCAAGAGGUACGAGCAAGUGGCGAGUGAGUAUGAGGCAUUCCUACGCGAACAAGAAUUUCGCGCCAUCCUGCCCCGUUUCGAGGAUGUCGCGGCUAUGCCCGAUGUUCAGCGCCUCGUCAACGAGCGGCCACUUGACCGCGACCUUGAGAACGCCGACAUUUGGGCCAUCUUCGAGAGGCGUGAUCUCGCGCAAGGCAAAGUGUGGCGCAACUCCUGCGACGCGGCCCUCCUCGGGCUGAUGAGGGAAGCGCUCGGCAUGCAUGUCUCUGCAAAUGACCUGAGGCUAGCAACGACACAUUUCUCGUGGAAGGCUCCCGGCGCCUGUCGUGAGCUGCUCGGGUAUCCCGAGGUCCUCGACACCCACAGGGUAACGCGCGGGGUGGAGUCCUACGGCGCUAACACCGUUUUGGAUCCGUGGACCGCGAAGUACUUGCGCUUCGACCUGACGGCGCACGCCCGUGCGGAGCAGCUCAUCAAGAUCGCCGGAGAGGACCCGAAGACGAUUACGACGCAAGAGCUGGACGACAAGAAUAAAUGGUUCGAGAAACGCACAGCGAAGACGAAAACUCCAAGUGAGCGUCAUGUGAUGCGAUGGCGCGAAGCGGUCUACUCUACCCGGAUCCGAGUCGCCAACCUCGUCCUCGCCAACGCAAAGGACGCCGCCACGGCGCGCCAUACUCUCCUUCGCACCGAGUGGAAACCCGACCUGUCGUUCUGCCGUCGAGUGCGAUGUACGCACUGCGACGCAAUCUUGACCCGCCAGAACUCGCCCGACCACGAGCUGCACAUUAUCCUGCAUCUGCAAACGAGGCAUCGUAUCAAGGUCCCCACGCCGGUCGACUUCGAAGUGGAUCCCUUUGGUCCGCGGCCACCUGGCACCGUCACGAUCCAGUCGAAGUGUUUAAGAUGCGCACAAGACGCCCGACCUAUGCAUGAAUCGGUGGCCGAUGACGCAAGACAUCGAGCACAACUGCCCACUUUCGUUACGCGCAGCACAGCGCAAUGACAACCUCGGCAAGACGGGUAAUGAUAUCGGACGCUGUAUACGGUGAGUGAUCGUUGAUAGACGGUGCUUACGAAGGACAGAGGUGGUCACUCCAUCGUAACGGCAAGUGGUCCUGUAUACAGAACAUUUGUUGGAGUACACUCGGAGUGUGCCCUGUAAAC